AUGAGACGAUACAUGAGCAAGCUACAGGUAAUAAUUAGCAAUAAAUAUCUGUUUUUCCAGGAAUUACAUUUAAAUGUCAAUAUUCUACGAAUGCUAACUCUUAAUUUUGAUGAAAUUCCCGAAGUCUGUGCUUCAGACCUUUCAAAGCUUUCUUUAAUCGAAGAGCUAUUUAUUCAUUCAAUGACUGUAUACUAUUCAGAAGGAGAAAUUUAUAUAUCAAGGAACUUGGCGAAUAUUUCCAACGUUAAACUUAAUUUAAAAAAAUGUGUUCUUCAAAUUUGUGGGUUCUCUCGUCGUCUUAGAUUCAUUCCUAUGACUUCUCAGCAUACUUUUCCAAUUAUCAGUGAGAUUAGAUUUGACAAUAAUUAUGAUCCUCUUAGUAUCAAAGAUUUAAUUACUCCCAUUCGUUUCCCAAAUAUUAAGACUACUACGUUCCCUAUGUCUGCCCAAGUUUUCAAUUUAAAUUGGGAAUACCUAUCUUCAGUAACUAUAAAUACUUAUUGGGCUGCUAGUUUACCACUAAAUAAAAAUGUUUUUGAUUCUGUUCCUUUUUUGCCAAAUGUUACAAAAGUGUCUUUAGAAAUUGAUCCGUUUUUUCUAAAUGGUGAAAAAGGCGUUGUUCUUUACUCCUAUUUGGAGUAUCAUUGCAAGUCUUUGGCUCUCAAAAGACUUGAUAAACUCACAGACGACUAUGCUGACAGUAAUUCCAAGUUAAAAGAACUUUUAAAUGAAUAUAAUACAACUGCUACUCCCCCGUUAGAAGAGUUUGAAAUGGAAAAAAUUUCAACUGCUAUUAAAAGCUUAGCAUUUAAUCAUAUGGAUAACGACUAUGCACAAUUAGACUUGAAGGAGAUGUUUGAUCAGUUUAAUGGAUUUUUUGGUAGUUUACGGCUUGUGAAUUCAUUUUUAAGUGAAAUGGAGAAAAAACUUCCAUCAACGCAAUAUCUUUUAAUACAGGACGUGAAAAAGUAUAGUUUCUUUUAUCCAUUGACCAACUUGAUCAAUUUAUGCUUUGACCAAAAGAAUCUUUUGCAAAUUUUAAUUAAAUAUCCAGUCCCUGAAAAAAAGAAACGGGAAAUAGAAAGUGAAGGGUUUGAUUUCAAAUUUGACUGGUUAAAGCCAAUUCCUUGGACUUAUCAAAAGGUUGAUAAUAAUGAAUCUUCUAUUUGCAUUGAUGUUGGUAAAAGAAGGAAUUUUUCUCAAGAAUUGAUAAGUAUUCCGGAUCAAUAUUACCCUAAUAUAGAUGAGUUGGAUUUUAAUGGAUGGGUAUAA
Molecule: messenger RNA, 1272 nt
Organism: Magnusiomyces paraingens
Lineage: Eukaryota; Fungi; Ascomycota; Dipodascomycetes; Dipodascales; Dipodascaceae
Exons: 1
Coding region: 1-1272 (423 amino acids)
Source: RefSeq, a predicted model, not a curated record